Messenger RNA from Ixodes scapularis (black-legged tick), 711 nucleotides. RefSeq lists its product as uncharacterized. The record is from RefSeq and is a predicted model, not a curated record. The transcript has a single exon. Bases 1 to 711 code for a protein of 236 amino acids. NCBI's taxonomy places the organism in Eukaryota, Metazoa, Arthropoda, Arachnida, Ixodida, Ixodidae.
AUGGCUGUCUAUGCGGACGACGUGGUGCUCUGGUCCACGGCCCCAGGCUACCCUAGGCAACGGAUGGCACGCGCCCUCCAGAGAGCACUUACAAACACUGUGUACCACUUGCAUCAACUGGGUCUGACAACAUCGGCAGAAAAGACUGUUGCUCUAUGCUACGCGCCAAGGAGACCCUCAAAGUUCCAACCGACCCUGUUCAUCGGAGAUGUCCCGGUGAGAGUGGAGAAGACAGUCACGUACCUAGGACUCACCUUGGACUGGAGGCUAUCCUGGGGCCCAGCAACGCAGGUGGUGCUCCAGAGGAUGCGAACGCACACAAAUAUCCUCCGCGCGCUUGGUGGAACUACCUGGGGCACAUCACAACAAAUGCUACUACAGCUAUACAAGGGUCUCAUUCUGGCUCGCCCACUCUACGCCUUACCGCUCAUUCGACUGAGCGGCAAUCAGAUCGAGAACCUAGAGAGAGCGCAACGCGUAACUCUAAGAAUUUGCAUCGGAGUUCCCCGUUCGGCAUCGUCACGACACACUCUUACCGAAGCAGGUAUGAAUACCGUUGAAAACCUUCUGCAAGAACGAGCGCUCGGACAUCUCAUCCGAAAGAGCAACUGCGACUCUACCAUCACGCUCUUGAUAGGCAUCGCCGAACGUACAGCUUCGGAACUGGGAGCGCAGCUCUGCACUUUAAAUGACAUCGCGGGUACACCAUGA